AUGGCAACACAAAAUACGCUGACCAAAGAAGCUACCAUAACACAACUAUUCGGAGAUGUUGAAAGAUUUGUAAAUCAGGGAGAUUAUUCAAAAGCCUUUAGGCCAAUUGAUAAAAUUCUUCAACUGAAUCCAAAUGACAAUGAGGCGCUGCAAUGCAGAGCUGUUACGUACAUUCGACUUGAAAAGUAUCAAAGUGCUCUGGAUGUCCUUACCAAAGGUUUCCCCGACGAUAAGUUCAUACUCGAAAAGGCUUACUGCCUUUACAGGUUAAAUCGUUUUUCUGAAGUGGCAGAGCUCCUACGCAAAUGCAGAGUUGAAGGAUACAGCGAUCUAGGAAUACGAUACUUGGAAGCUCAAAUGGCAUACAAAGUUGAAGACUACGAUACUGCCCUUGAAGUAUAUCACAAAUUACUUCAAGAAACAGACAAGAAAGAUGACACGUAUAAUGACAUUCUAACAAACUUUGAUGCUGCUAAAGCCGCAUUAUUAUUUUCUGGAAACAACGUGCCGGAAAAGGUGAGAAUGAAUAUUAUGGAUGUCGAUAUCUCUGGCAUCUAUACUGAUCAAUCUAUGCACAUCAAGUAUGCAACGGAGGAUUCUCACAACACAUAUGAAUUAGCCUAUAACUCUGCUUGGAUGUGUAAGGAAUCACUUUCUGAAGAGGAUUAUAGUGAGGAGGAGAUUGAGCAGGAAUUGAGCACUAUUAAUGUGCAACUGGCAUACGUUUUUCAACUUCAAGGCCAAAUUUCCGAAGCGAUUGAUAUAUAUCAAUCCGUGCUCAAAUCUAAGGGCGUUGAUAUCACGGCGUCAGCGAUCGCGUCCAAUAACUUGGUGGCGGCUAAAAAGGAUACCGAAUUGUUUGAUUCAGUCCGUAAAAUAAAGGUCGCGAGUGCGAAUGCGUUGGAAACUAAAUUAUUCAGAAGUCAGCGUCGUAUAAUUGCGAUGAAUGAGGCAUUAUUAUUGUUGUACAUGCAUAAGUAUGCCGCAUGUCAUGAUGCAGUUCGCAAGCUACUACAAGUCUAUCCUGAAAACGAUGAUCUAUAUCUCAUAAUAGCUUCAACAUCUUAUCAUCAAAAAAAGAAUGCAAAAGCUAUUCAAGAUUUGCAGGAAUUUGCAAAGACAAGGCCUCAUUCUUUAUCAAUCAAUUUUGCUUUGAUGCAACUCCAAAUUUUGCAAUCUAAUCCUUUAGCUGCAUUGGAAACUUUUGAAAGUUACUGGUCUUCAAUUAAGGAUGAAAAAGAAAAAUAUAAACCCGGUUAUGUAGGAUUGUUAGUGUGGUUAUAUGAACAAGCCAAGAAACAAGAAAAGGCCGUACAGGCGUUAGAACAAGCUAGUGCAUUUUGGAAGAGUGAGGCUAUUUCCGAUGAGAAUACAUCCAUUCUUAAACAAACGGCAGCAUUCAAACUCAAGAUAGGACGAUAUCGUGAAGCAGCACAAGAUUAUGAACAACUCGUCAAAAAUGAUCCGUUAGAUUCUCAAGCACUGGCAGGUCUUGUUGCCGCAUAUUCGCAGUAUGAUAUUUCUCUUGCUGAAAAAUACGAGAGUUCCUUGCUGGAGAUAGGUACACCAAUGGAUAUUGAUGUGGAAUCUUUGGAAAAAGUCGUACCUGGAAUCAAGAAAAGUUAUAUAAAAAAGACGGAUACUAAGGCCAGUGUUCCACCAGAUCCGGAACGUUGGCUUCCAAAACGUGAGAGGACUACCUAUAAAGUUAAGGGUAAAAGAAAACAGCAAUUGAUGAAAGGAUCUCAAGGAACAGCAGUUACUGGUGGGGGCAUAGGUGGUACAGGUAGUGCUAACAUUUUUGGACGAAGUAAUGUCCCAUCAUCUGAAGCUACUGUUGUUUCAUCGACGAUCCAACAAGAGCAGCCCUCACAGAAGUCGAAGAGUAGUGGUGGUGAUAAGAAUAAAAGAAAGAAAAAAAAGGGAGGCAAUAAGUGGUAA
Acaulospora colombiana is the source of this 1941-nucleotide messenger RNA. The record is from the annotation of a GenBank genome assembly. NCBI's taxonomy places the organism in Eukaryota, Fungi, Glomeromycota, Glomeromycetes, Diversisporales, Acaulosporaceae.